Molecule: messenger RNA, 813 nt
Organism: Mycena indigotica
Lineage: Eukaryota; Fungi; Basidiomycota; Agaricomycetes; Agaricales; Mycenaceae
Product: Cyclin-like protein
Exons: 2
Coding region: 1-813 (270 amino acids)
Biological process (GO): regulation of transcription by RNA polymerase II
Cellular component (GO): nucleus
Molecular function (GO): cyclin-dependent protein serine/threonine kinase regulator activity
Source: RefSeq, a predicted model, not a curated record
AUGUACCCUCUUGCGACCCUGACACAAAUUGAACGGACGCCUUCACGUGAGGACGGGAUUCCACAGCAGCUCGAAGACGACCUGCGUGCGUAUGGCUGCAAACUUAUCCACGAGGCCGGCAUUCUGCUAAAACAGAAACAGGUCGCUGUCGCUACUGCACAGAUCCUUUUCCAACGUUUUUGGUAUGUCUCCUCGAUGAAGCAGUUUGGAAUCGGGGAGAUUGGCAUGGGGUCACUAUACCUUGCUUCCAAACUUGAGGAAUGCACUUUGAGAAUACGCGACCUGAUCAACGUGUAUGACCUCCUACUUCAACGUUCUUUUCCAACAAAUCCAACCCAAUUUCGAUACAACCCAAUGUCCUACUUUGGGACCACAUUCUACGAACUCAAAGAUGCGAUCGUCGUCGCAGAAAUGCAAGUUCUCAAACGACUUGGGUUCAACGUGCAUGUAGUUCUCCCCUACGGCACACUCAUCAACUACCUUCGCGUCCUCGGCCUUACCGACGAUGACAAAGCCUCUACGCGUGCAUGGGGAUACCUCAACGAUGCCCUUCAAACGCCUGUCUACGCACUCUACCCGGUCCCCACUAUAGUCAGCGCUGCAAUACUUCUUACCACGCGUUUUCUCCAAAUCUCGCUGCCAGACGGCUGGUGGGAUCUUUUCGAUGCCCCGUGGGAGGACGUAUGGAGCGUUGCAGGGCAUGUUAUGCGACUCUAUCGUGCCAAGAGCAGCGAACAUGUUCAGGGAAUGCUUCAUAAGAAGGACGUCAGAAAGUGGCUGGAGGACCAUCACCAACCCCAGAAAGUGUCGUAA